GACCGUGUCAGAUGUUGAGGUGGACUUCUACAGUCGCAAUGUGCAGUUUAACAACUUCCACACACCCAACAAAGUCAACGGCAGUGCGGUACAUCUCGACACAGCAAAUGUGCUGUCAUUUGAUGCGCAAAGUGGUGCAUCUGGCAACACCGCAG
This is a messenger RNA of Sphaeroforma arctica JP610, 155 nucleotides long. RefSeq lists its product as hypothetical. The transcript has a single exon. The record is from RefSeq and is a predicted model, not a curated record. The annotation marks the transcript as partial. Lineage: Eukaryota; Ichthyosporea; Ichthyophonida.